AUGAAGCCCGAGCUUGGCCACCGAAACCACCAUGAGAAUGAGGAACCAGAGCUCGGCCGCCACGAGAAUGGGGAGCCCGAGCUCGGCCACCAAGAGAAUGAGGAGCCCGAGCUCGGCCACCACAACUACGAGGAGCCGAGCUCGGCCACCGAGAGUACGAGCUCGUCCAACAUGAGAAUGAGGAACCCGAGCUCGACCACCGAGAGCACGAGCUCGGCCGCCAUGAGAAGGAGGAGCUCGAGCUCGGCCACAAUUGGACCUUGCACGGGUCCUCCAGACCAUGAGGAGUCCGUCGGACCUUGCGGGAUUCCUUCACAUCUUGACUUUGGCUACGAAGAGCUCGAGCUCGACCACCAAGAGAAUGAGGAGCCCGAGCUCGAUCGCCACAACUACGAAGAGCCCAAGCUCAGCCACCAAGAGAAUGAGGAGCCCGAGUUCGGCCGCCAAAACUACGAGGAGCCCGAGCUCGGCCACCGAGAGCACGAGCCCGGCCAACAAGAGAAUGAGGAGCCCGAGCUCGGCCGCCACGAUUACGAAGAGCCCGAGCUCGGCCACCGAGAGCACAAGGUCGGCCAACAUGAGAAUAAUGAGCCCGAGCUCGGUUGCCAUGACUAUGAAGACCCCAAGCUCGGCCACCAAGAGACCAAGGACUUUGCAAGGGUGCUUCAGACCUUGCAAGGGUCCGUCAAACUUGGCGACGGUCCUCCAGACCUUGCAAGGGUGCUUCAGACCAUGCAAGGAUCCGUCAAACCUUGCAAGGGUCCUUCAGACUUAGCAAGUGUCCACUAG
Messenger RNA from Ipomoea nil (Japanese morning glory), 789 nucleotides. Its product is annotated as pyrroline-5-carboxylate reductase 1-like. The transcript is spliced from 2 exons. The coding region runs from base 1 to 789 and encodes 262 amino acids. NCBI's taxonomy places the organism in Eukaryota, Viridiplantae, Streptophyta, Magnoliopsida, Solanales, Convolvulaceae. The record is from RefSeq and is a predicted model, not a curated record.